Molecule: messenger RNA, 324 nt
Organism: Aureococcus anophagefferens
Lineage: Eukaryota; Pelagophyceae; Pelagomonadales; Pelagomonadaceae
Exons: 2
Biological process (GO): monoatomic ion transport
Cellular component (GO): membrane
Molecular function (GO): extracellular ligand-gated monoatomic ion channel activity
Source: RefSeq, a predicted model, not a curated record
CUCGACAUCCGGGCCUACACGAUCGACGAGUCGACGCAGACGUUCCAGGUCCACGGCUUCAUGCAGAUCGCGUACUACGACUGGCGGCUCCAGUACGGCGCGCCCGGGGGCUGCGAGAAGCACGUCGAGGGCUGGAUCCUGUCCUCCCACGCGACGGCGCACAUCUGGCGGCCGAACCUCUUCAUCGACAACGCGGUGAGAUCGAACGAGAUCUUCUACGAGUACCUGGGGGACGCGCGGUCGGGCGGAGGCACGUGGAUCUACCCCGACGGCCUCGUGUGGGUCGAGUACGAGAUCCACCACAGGUCGCUUAGCCGGCGUUGA